AUGUUUGGUGAGUCUGGUAGUCAUACAUGCGCAUCAUCUUCUUCAACUCCCGGUUCUUCGUUUCCGGAGACUGUCCCCGACUCUCAGUCUUCUCAGAGAGUUUCUCAGUCGCCUCUUUUUGGUGCACCACCGGUUCCUCCAUAUUUUCUGCCACCGGUUCCUCGGUUUGAUGCGCCACCCGCGCAUUAUGAUCAUGUUCCAGAGGAGGCACCUCCUCCGAUGGCGGUCGGGAUUCAUCCCGAUUUGCUGGUGCCACCGAGUGCUCCUUAUGCUAUUUACACAGUCGAGGACCUUCUCGCUCAGCAAGGCAGAGAAGGUUUACCAGUCCUAGACCCCGACCAACCGGACGAAACUUUGUGGUUUGGAGUUGAUGGUUCUGUCGCUCGGAACGUAGCCGAGGUAACCAAAGGCUACUUCCCCGACGCUCAUCCGAACUGGAAAUUGACGCCAGACCACGUCAGAAAAACGUGGUUCAAAAUGUUCGCCCAAAAAUAUCAUUGGUCCAUAGGGGUGAACGAGAGGGUGAAAAAAACGUUUAUUGGAAAGGCGAAAACUCGAUUGUUGGACACGUUAUCCAACUGGAAGGAUGAUUGGAUCGUGAAGGGUUAUAAGCAGGGAAAACCCGCUGAGCUCACCACGUCUGUGUGGGAUGGCCUCAUCCAUUUUUGGAACAUGCCAUCGUCCAUUAAAGUCUCCAACAGUUGCUCCACCUCCCGUCAGAAAGAUGAGCAAGGCAACGGGCCGAUGCUUCAUACUACGGGUCAAAAAUCCCACGGCGGUUUCCGUAUGGAUAUGGCCAAAGAGACGGCUCGUCGGCAGGGAGUUGAGUGGAUUAGAGCUUGA
This is a messenger RNA of Brassica oleracea var. oleracea, 843 nucleotides long. RefSeq lists its product as uncharacterized. NCBI's taxonomy places the organism in Eukaryota, Viridiplantae, Streptophyta, Magnoliopsida, Brassicales, Brassicaceae. The transcript is spliced from 4 exons. The record is from RefSeq and is a predicted model, not a curated record. Bases 1 to 843 code for a protein of 280 amino acids.